Molecule: messenger RNA, 2164 nt
Organism: Larimichthys crocea (large yellow croaker)
Lineage: Eukaryota; Metazoa; Chordata; Actinopteri; Sciaenidae
Product: E3 ubiquitin-protein ligase TRIM39
Exons: 15
Coding region: 127-1986 (619 amino acids)
Molecular function (GO): zinc ion binding; protein binding
Source: RefSeq, a predicted model, not a curated record
CCCAGAACAAGGAAGGUUGAACCUAAAGACUGUGGCCUUUUGACCUACUUGGUGUUUGUGUGUUUGUGUGUAUCACACUCCCACCUUAACCAGUCCUGCCACAUUUACCUGCAACAGGCAGACAGGAUGUCUUUAUAUGGUAGCUUCCUGUCUGACGAGCAGUUCCUGUGCUCGAUCUGCCUCGAUGUGUUCACCAACCCUUCGUCCACGCCGUGCGGCCACAGCUUCUGCAUGAGCUGCAUCAGCAGAUACUGGGAUGGAUCUAAGGUUUGCCAGUGUCCUCUGUGCAACAAGACCUUCCAGAAGCGACCAGACCUCCAGAUCAACAGGACAUUGCGAGAGAUCACUGAGCAGUUCAGAUCCAUGAAGGGAGGGGACGUAGUGGGGAGGGAUAAGAGAGAGGGAAGAGGAGGUGGAGGAGGAGGAGGUGGAGGAGGAGGAGGAGUAGGAGGGGGAGGACAUAGAGGCAUACCAGAUAAUGUAUUCGAUGAAUUGAAGAAGAGGCUGCCUCGAUCUCUGCCAAAAGCAGCAGUGACGCUGACCUGUGAGGCUCAAGUUAAGAAAGGUGAGUUCGCCCCAAUGUCAUGUUCACCAGUCACGACCUCACUGGCUUCUUCGGUACCAAACCACAGUCCGAUUGCUGCCCUGAACCAAAACUCUGCACCUCUUCCGCCACCUCCUCCUUACACCCGCUCCAGCGGCAGGAGAAGGUUCACCGUGAGUGGGGCUGCAAGUAGCCACAGUCUUCCUCUCUGUGAGAUCCACCACAGAGGAAUAAUGAUUUACUGUUUGACGGACCGAGAGUGUAUCUGUCCUGAAUGUGUGACUGUGGAUCAUCAGGGUCACAAUACAGUGACAAUCGAAGAUGCAUGGAUUGAAACCAAGGCCCAACUAACUCUGUCAGGGCAGGAGAUCCAGGAGAUGAUCAGACAGAGAAUCAGGAAGAUGGAGGAGAUCAAGAUGUCAGUGACUCAACUGGAGCUGGCGGUGGAGCGAGAGACAGCGAGCAGCGUUUGCCUUUUUUCUGAGCUGGCAUCUGCCAUUGAGCGUUCUCAAGCAGAGCUGAUGGAGGUAAUGGACAGGAGCCGGAGGGCGGCUGAGCAACAGGCUGAUGCCAUGAUACGACAGCUGGAGCUGGAGGUUGAAGAACUGCGGAGGAGAGAGAGCACCAUCGCUGAGCUCGUACAAUCAGAUGACCAUAUACACUGUGUCAAGUCUUUCCCAAUCCCCUUGAGUCUUCCACCUACCAAAGACUGGUCUGGGGUGUCAGUGAACUCUGACCUGGGAACAGGAACCAUCUACAGGUCGCUUGCAGCUCAGGUGGAGAGGUUCCAGGAAACACUGAAGAAUAUUGCAGAAACAGGUUUUCCUGCUCCAGUACAGGAACCCAGUCCAGUCCAAACACAGCCAAGGGUGAAGAGGGUACAGGAGUAUGCAGUGGAUGUGACGCUGGACUGCAACACUGCUCAUCCCAGGCUGAUUAUGUCUGAGGACAUGAAGAGCGUGAGGUGUGGAGAUCGACACCAAAUGGUUCCAGACAAUCCAGAGAGGUUUGACAGAGUGGUCUGUGUCCUCGGGAGAGAGGCCAUCUCCUCUGGGAGACACUACUGGGAGGUGGAGGUUGGUGGUAAGACGGACUGGGACCUGGGGGUGGCCAGACAAUCAAUCAACAGGAAGGGGAAGAUUGAAGUCACUCCAAGCAACGGAUACUGGUUCCUUAGUCUAAGAGACAAGAACAAGUACGCCUUUCGCACUGAACCCUCCAUAGACGUCCAUCUGAACCUCCGUCCACACAAGAUUGGGAUAUUUGUGGACUUUGAGAAAGGACAGGUGUCUUUCUUCAACGUUGACGCUAAAAUCCACAUCUACACUUUCAAUGACACUUUCAAUGAAUGCAUCUAUCCCUUCUUCAGUCCCUGCACGAAUAAAUCUGGAAAGAAUGAGGGGCCGCUGACAAUCUCGCCAGUAAAUAUGAUGCCAGAGUGACCAAACACCUUUAAAGUUAUUUCUCGUUCCCUCUGUUAUACUGACUUAUGCACUUGGUUUGUCCUGUCAAAAGAAUUCUUGGUCAUAUUUUUCUAUCAAUAUUGUAGUAUUGUUGUCUUUCUUGUGGUAGAAGUUGUUCUUUGACUGUGAAUCAUCUAAUAAAACAAUCACAUCUGGA